AUGUUUUCAACCUCGUAUCGCGAAAAGACAGUACAGCUGGACGGUCACGAGGUGAAGUGUAGCGUGCUCGAUUUUGCCGACAAACAGAUCAUCUCUCUGUCGCGGGACGGAGAGCUGGACGUGACGUACGAUCUGCAGACUCGUCCCCUCGCGGUGGAAGGGUCGGGAACACAGGUGCCUACAGUGCUGAUUGGAGGCAACCUCAAGACCCAAGUUCUGGCAGGCCAGAUAGGCCAGAGCAUCUCCAAGAAUACUAUACUCAACACCAGUGGGAAAUUCUUCGCCAAAUCUGAGCCUGCAGACGAGGACCAUGAGCUGCUUGUUGAAUUGGUGGCAUUGGUCAAGACGGUGCUGCAGUCGCAGCCAGCAUAG
Molecule: messenger RNA, 372 nt
Organism: Ogataea parapolymorpha DL-1
Lineage: Eukaryota; Fungi; Ascomycota; Pichiomycetes; Pichiales; Pichiaceae
Exons: 1
Coding region: 1-372 (123 amino acids)
Source: RefSeq, a predicted model, not a curated record